UUAUUUCAUAUUAUUGUCGCUUCAUCUGUGCAUCCGGGUGGCCAAUACUGCAACGGCAUCAUCCCCGUCAGCUGCAACAUCGGUAUGGACGACGAGGACGACUGCAGUUCCCUACGACGGUCCAUGUAUAGACGAUCCCGCUAUGGACUGUGCUGAUAUGAACCGGACUGCCCACAUAUGCACAGCGUUCCUCAACAGUGACCAGACAAGGAAGUACUGCCCCAAAUAUUGCGGACUCUGUGGAAACGGGAACCAAACUCCAACGUCUUCAGCAACGUCAACGUCAUCAGGCAUGCAUGUUACGGGUGCCCCAUACAACGGUCCAUGUAAAGACGAUCCUACUUUCGACUGUGCUGACAUUGACCGAACUGCGAAAAAUUUGUACAGUCUUCCGCGAUAGUGCUGACACCAAGAGAUACUGCCCGAAGUUCUGUGGACUAUGUGGGACAGCUCAGACAACAUCCUCGCCAUCAUCAGUCAGCGGCUCGGCGACGACAUCUCCCUCCUUUACUGGACCUUGUGUGGAUGCCCCGGAAGCUGACUGCGCCGACCUUGACCACACUGCCCAGAUCUGCACCCUCUACCGGGACAGCCAGAACACCAGGGACCUCUGUCCCAGAUAUUGUCACCUUUGCACUCCUGACCCAACACUCGCAUCAACGUGCCGCGACGCUGACGGAGCCAACUGCGCCGACCUGGACCACACCGCCCACAUAUGUACCACUUUCAGGGACAGCCAGAACACAAGGGAAUUGUGUCCUAAAUACUGUGGAUUGUGCUCUGAUGGCGCUUCUACGGAUAAGGCGUCUACUCUUCCGGGAGGAUCUACAUCAAGGCAUCAAUCACCAACUACAGCAAGAUAUGAGACACCUACUGCAGCAAGCAUGCAGAUUCUACCUCGACCAAGCCUACAGACACAUCCACAACGAGACAUCCAGAUUCUACCUCCGCCAAGCCUACAGACACAUCCACAACGAGACAUCCAGAUUCUACAUCCGCCAAAACCACACCAGUCCAACACACAGACAGGACAACGUCAAUAA
Molecule: messenger RNA, 1043 nt
Organism: Haliotis rubra (blacklip abalone)
Lineage: Eukaryota; Metazoa; Mollusca; Gastropoda; Lepetellida; Haliotidae
Exons: 7
Coding region: 297-1043 (248 amino acids)
Source: RefSeq, a predicted model, not a curated record